CGUGUUUAAUUUUUUAAUUAGGGCGGUUUGAGCAUCUCCCGGCGGGGCCGCAUCGCCGGGCGGCGAGGGGAGCCCGGGUGCGCCGCCCCCGCCGCCCGGGACCCCGUUCCCCGGGGCCGGAGCCGUCGGGGCUCCAGCCUGGGCUUUCGACCACUGGCGAACCGAGCCCGAAGCCGCGGAAAGCUCCGCGCUCCGCCACCAUGGGCAGCGCGGGCGCGGAGGAGAAGGGCUGACUCAGGAUGUGGCCACUCUCAGCCAUGACUGCAGUCCAGAGCACAGGCACUGGAGCUCCUUUUGAACCGGCUGAGAGCACAGGCAAAGAAGCAAUAGAGGUGAAAAUCCCAGAGAGUCACCAGGAUGUGAUGCCCAAUGAUGAGCAGUAAUUACUGCGGCAACACUUCAGCCAGCAUGAGUGUCAACGAAAUGUCUGCCUUCCCUCUGACUUUAGAGCAAAAAACUGGCUUUGCCUUUGUGGGCAUUUUGUGUGUUUUCCUGGGACUUCUAAUUAUCAGAUGCUUCAAAAUCUUGCUAGACCCCUACAGCAGUAUGCCCUCUUCUACGUGGGAAGAUGAAGUUGAGGGGUUGGAUAAAGGAACAUUUGAAUAUGCUCUUGCAUGAAAACUCACAGAAUAUCCUGCCUUAAAUUUGAUGUUGAUUUCAUUUUGGAAACCAACUGUUGUUACAUUUGCUAUACAUACUUGCAUUUUGGAGAUAUGUUGGUGACAUCCAUUUUGUUAAAUAAAUAUUUGUUGCAAACUCAA
Messenger RNA from Columba livia (rock pigeon), 761 nucleotides. RefSeq names its product cortexin 2 (gene CTXN2). The record is from RefSeq and is a predicted model, not a curated record. The coding region runs from base 370 to 618 and encodes 82 amino acids. NCBI's taxonomy places the organism in Eukaryota, Metazoa, Chordata, Aves, Columbiformes, Columbidae. The transcript has 3 exons.